Messenger RNA from Acipenser ruthenus (sterlet), 1878 nucleotides. RefSeq lists its product as uncharacterized. Gene Ontology annotation, molecular function: chromatin binding; histone binding; DNA-binding transcription factor activity. The coding region runs from base 209 to 1630 and encodes 473 amino acids. Lineage: Eukaryota; Metazoa; Chordata; Actinopteri; Acipenseriformes; Acipenseridae. Gene Ontology annotation, cellular component: nucleoplasm; nucleolus; cytoplasm. The record is from RefSeq and is a predicted model, not a curated record. The transcript is spliced from 12 exons. Gene Ontology annotation, biological process: chromatin remodeling; positive regulation of DNA replication; regulation of DNA-templated transcription.
UUCUAUUCACAGGCUCGCUGUCGUGUCGAUAAAAUUCAUCUGACGUGCCAAUAAUAAUGUGCAUUUGUUUUCCUUAUUCGCACGGUGAAACUUACCACUCUUCGGGAUAGUCUACCACAAAUGAAAAUAAAAGGUGCACAGGUGUACUUUUGCAUGAGGAAAGAACCGAUAUUCAUUUUAAACUUAUCUCAACAGUAGUAUUUUCACAAUGGAAAACAUACUAAUAGUUGGGCAACAAUUUAGCGAUUUUAAUGAGCUGCAAAACGCAAUUAGACAAUUGGAAGCAGAGACCCAUGCGAAAUUCGUCAUUGGUUCAAGCAGGAAGGCUGAAUCGAGAAAUAAGACGUUAUCCAUGAAGAAUAUUGCGUAUCACCCCAAAUUCGUUUAUACCAGCGUAUCUUUCGCCUGCAAACACUAUGGCCAAGCGAGAAAAAGACCAGGCCUCGGCGUUCGGCCAAAUCAAAGGUCUUUUAAAUUGGAUUGCCCUGCCCGUGUGCUGGCCUAUGCUGACAGACACAAGGACUGCUUCGUGAUCUCCAAAUCUUGUCUUACUCACAACCAUGACGUCAGUGCAGAUGCUUACAACCAGUAUCCUGAGUCUCGUCGGCUAAGCCAGACCGAAAAGGAAAAAGCAGAGGAACUAUUGCGACUCAAUCUUUCUCCAGCAAAAGUGAAGGAUUACUUGAAUUCACUGACCGGCAAAUGCAUCACAGCCAAGGAUAUAUAUAAUUUGAAGCUGAAGCUCAGUAGCAUCGACACAAAGGUGGUUUCGAGCCCGUCUAUUUCAGACCAAGAUGUCGUUCGACGCGUUAUCAAAGACGAAGAUUUUGCUUGCGACGCUUAUGAGGACAAGCCUGUCUGUACUGUCCCAGAGGAGAAUCACUGGAUGCCGGCGCUUCCUGGCGUUAACGUCGACGCAAAUAACUUUAUCAAAUGUCAACAGCCGAUUGAUAAACCCACAUUCAAGACACAGGCUUCUCAGACCGAAAUACUGUGUAAAUGUCGUGAUGCAGUUACCUCGAGGAUAAUGACGUCAAACACCAGCAAAAUUGAAAAACCUCUUUCUCUGAUAUGGGGGUGCGAAUUGAAUGAAAAAAACAAGACGGCUACCUUUGUAACCGAUGAUACAAAAUAUCAACACCAACUGGCUUUGAGGACGAUCUGCUUAGGCGCAGAAGCCAAAGACGAAUUCAAUGUUGUAGAAAUCGUGCCAGACGAGGGAGAGGGUGCGGAUGCGAAGCCAGUCCCCCUUGCAACAUUGAAGAGUUCGGUAAUGCCAACGGUGACUAUAUCAGGAAUUGAACUCCCCCCUCAGGUUACAUUUAGACUUAAAGCAGGUUCGGGCCCGGUCUAUAUCAGUGGACAACAUAUCUUGGAGGAAGAUUUAUCCUUUGAUGAAGAGGAUGGUGAAGAGGAGGAUGAAGUAGAGGAAGAGGAAAUUGAGGAAAGUCCUCCCAAACCAGUAAAGAGGGCAGCUUCCAAUAAAAAAUCUGCACCAGCCAAGAGAAAGAAGACUGAUGAGAAGGAGGAGGAAGAUGAUGAGGAGGAAGAGGAAAUGGUUUCGGAGGACGAAGAAAGCCCACCUAAAAAGGGCAAAGGAAGAGGAAGGAAACCAGCUGUGAAGAAGUAGUUGCUGAGUCUUUCAGGUACUGCAAAUUGCAUGGAAGAUGACCAGGAACAUAACUUGUUCUGUAAAUUAUUCUACAGUGAGCCCCCCCCCCCGGCUGACUUUUGUAUGUUUCAAUUGUUUUCUAGUCUUGCUAUCCAGUAAUUCUAAUUCCAUUUAAUAAUAUUGUACAGCUCUUUUGCUGAGCAUGUUUUCCAUGUGUUAAGUUGUUAACCAAAAAAAAAGAGUAAUAAAAGUAUCAUCUUGUUAAA